Messenger RNA from Cryptomeria japonica (Japanese cedar), 1104 nucleotides. Its product is annotated as serine/arginine-rich SC35-like splicing factor SCL28. The record is from RefSeq and is a predicted model, not a curated record. NCBI's taxonomy places the organism in Eukaryota, Viridiplantae, Streptophyta, Pinopsida, Cupressales, Cupressaceae. Gene Ontology annotation, biological process: mRNA splicing, via spliceosome. The coding region runs from base 1 to 1104 and encodes 367 amino acids. The transcript has a single exon. Gene Ontology annotation, molecular function: RNA binding. Gene Ontology annotation, cellular component: cytoplasm; ASAP complex; nucleoplasm.
AUGCCUAGGAACAGUCCCAUAUAUAGCCCUCCAAGGAGGUGUUAUGGCGGAAGAGAAAGAGGAGGCUAUAACGAUGGUUACUCUCGUAGUACAAGGGAAACUGGCACAAGUCUUUUAAUUCGAAAUCUACCUCUUGAUUGCAGGCCAGAUGAGCUCAGAAUACCUUUUGAGCGCUUUGGGCCAAUAAGGGACAUAUAUUUGCCUCGAGACUAUUACAGUGGGGAGCCACGUGGUUUUGGGUUUGUAGAGUUCAGGAGUUCUUAUGAUGCUGCUGAAGCACAAUACUAUAUGGAUGGACAACUUUUGGGUGGACGUGUGUUGAUAACUGUGUUUGCUAAAGACAACAGGAAGAGGCCUGAAGAAAUGAGAAUGAGGUCUUCUAGGAGGUCUCCAUUUGGUUCAAAGCAAUGUAGAUCAAGGUCAAGGUCGUCAAGGUCACGUUCAAGGUUGAGACACACAUACCGUUCAAAGUUUUCAUUUGGUUCAGAGCAAUGUAGAUCAAGGUCAAGGUCGUCAAGGUCACAUUCAAGGUUGAGGCACAUAUACCGUUCAAGGUCUCCAUUGCGGCAUAGAAGAUCUACAUUUGGUUCGAAGCAAUCUAGAUUGAGGUCAAGGUCGUUAAGGUCACGGUCACGUUCAAGACAUAGAUACGAUUCAAGGUCAUCAUUCCUAGAACAUAAUCGAGGACAUGAAAGGUUCCUUUCACCAAGGAAAAGAUAUGGGGGAUCUUAUAAUAAAGGUAGGAGUGUAGACCAAGAUGCUUCCUCUAUUAGGAGCUCUUAUUCUCCUUCCCAUUAUAAGCGUUCUCCAUCUUUGCAACACUCUAGGAAAUGCAAUGUUUCAAAGUCUCAUUAUGUUUCUAGAUCACCUUCUCGAUCCCACUCAAGGCCUUCUAUUCAUUCAUUGUCACAAGAGCCUAGGGAAAGGAAUACAGAAUGUGAUAAAGAGGAUGAAAAAGGUAGACAAUGCAAUGUUUUAAAGUCAAGCUCUGUUUCUAGAUCACCUUCUAAAUCCCACUCGAGGUCUUCUAUGCAUCCAUUGUCACAAGAGCCUACAGAAAUUAAUAGAGCAUGUAAUGAAGGAGAAGAAAAUCAAAAUAAUUGA